Blastocystis hominis is the source of this 888-nucleotide messenger RNA. Its product is annotated as Mitoferrin (Mrs3/Mrs4). Gene Ontology annotation, biological process: iron import into the mitochondrion. Gene Ontology annotation, cellular component: mitochondrial membrane. The transcript has 3 exons. Bases 1 to 888 code for a protein of 295 amino acids. The record is from RefSeq and is a predicted model, not a curated record. Gene Ontology annotation, molecular function: ferrous iron transmembrane transporter activity. NCBI's taxonomy places the organism in Eukaryota, Bigyra, Opalinata, Blastocystidae.
AUGAGUGAUAAUUAUGACUGGGAAGAAUGGAAUGAGUCGGCAACGACUUUUCGUCAGCAUGUGUUAGCUGGGUGUGUAGCCGGAGUUUCUGAACAUAUUGUUUUCUUCCCCAUAGAUACAGUUAGAGUAUGUGCGAUACCCACUUUCGAUCAUCACUCUAUCCGGAGUGAGGGGCUCCGAGUGCUAUGGAGAGGGAUGUCGAUGACCAUUACGGCUUGCAUUCCUGCUCACGCACUCUAUUUCUCAAUUUAUGAAUAUACAAAGCGAAAGCUUGGCGGAAAUGACAACAAACAUAUCCUUUUCGCUUCUUUCUCAAACAGUUUUUCCUUUACUUCACUGCAUGCCAACGCCUCUGCAAUCGGUGGAGCUCUUGCUUCUGUGGCCCACGACGCAGUGAUGACUCCCUUGGACGUGGUCAAACAGCGCAUGCAGCUGGGUCUUUACUCCAGUCCCAUGACAGCUCUGCGCUCGAUCAUCCGCUACGAGGGCUUCCGGGCGCUGUACUCCUCCUAUUUCACCACGAUUUUAAUGAACGUUCCGAACGCGGCGGUGCUGGUGGUGACGAACGACUGGAUGAAGAGCAUUUUGAACCCCUCCGGCAAGCAGAACUUCAGUGCCUUUUUGGUAAGCGGGCUUGUGGCUGGCUCGCUGUCAGGCUUCGUAACUUGUCCUUUAGAUGUGAUUAAAACGCGAAUUCAGACGCAGACGACGGGAGCGGAUGGCGUUCUCCGGCGAUACACCGGGUUUUGGCAGACGUUGAAGCUGCUGGUGAAGGAGGAGGGCGUUCGAUCGUUAUUUAUGGGCGUAUCGACGCGAAUUAUGCAGCAGGCGCCCGCGGCCGCGCUGAGUUGGACCGUGUAUGAGACGGUCAAGCGAUUGCUCGUGUAG